Messenger RNA from Drosophila persimilis, 2451 nucleotides. It is a transcript of the gene wgn, whose product is annotated as tumor necrosis factor receptor superfamily member wengen. Bases 470 to 1585 code for a protein of 371 amino acids. The transcript is spliced from 5 exons. The record is from RefSeq and is a predicted model, not a curated record. NCBI's taxonomy places the organism in Eukaryota, Metazoa, Arthropoda, Insecta, Diptera, Drosophilidae.
AUUCAGUCAUUCAUUCUUCUCGAUUGCACCGGCGCAGACGAGCCACGAACCGUGCGGAUCGUUGACUAUUCAGCUCAUAAUAUUUUUCGAAACCAUUCUAACGCGACGCCCUUUGAAGGGACCCCAGAAACGUGAAUUGUGCGUUGAAGCUGCGAUCGUCAGAUAUAUACGUAUAUUUUUUUUCGUGUUGCCCCAUAAGUGCGAAGCGAAGUGUAGCGGAAAUUGUGCAACUAAUUGAUUGAUCGCCUGACGAUUGCAUUGAUGGAUCGAUAUACGCAAGUGUGACCAUAGCCACCAGCCAUGUCUGCAGAUCGGUGGAGCACCAACAGCAGCACUCACAUCCCAAUCGGAUCCGAUCCCCGAGGAAAAUAGUAUGAAAAUAUGAGGCACGCUGCAGAUUGAAAGCACAUCGCAGAAGAAAAAAACAAACAAACAAACAAACAAACGAGCGAAAAAAGCGACAAAAAAAAUGAUGCCGCCAAGACUGCCCCAUAGCUCUGGAGUAGCGGCAGCAGCAGCAACGAAACGAGUAACCACGAGUAGAAGUAUUAGCAGCCACAACAACCACUUUAUCCAUAGCCGAAGCACCACCAAUACAACAUUUCACAAGCGCCGACGUAGGCGACACGACAUCAGCAACGCCACAGAUGCAACAUCAGAUGCCACUGUAGCACCUGCCCCUGCCAGGUGCAGCAUCACGAGGAGAGCGCCUGCCAUCAUCUGUUUAGCGCUACUUCUUCUCUCCACCACCUGCUCCCUGAGGACUGUUGCGGCUUCAUCUGCAUCUUCUACAUCAUCAUCAUCUGCAGCUACUACAUCUGCGUCCGCUUCAGGAUCUGGAUCAGCAUCAGAAAUCGCCUCCAGCUCCCCCUGCGCCCCACAGCACUGGUGGGACCCGUUGCGGGACAAGUGCACCGCCUGCACCGUCUGCCUGGGCGAGAUGAUCCCGCUCCGGCCCUGCCAACUGCACACGAACACCAUCUGCGGCUCCAUCUACGACUUGAAAAUCGAUUGGGUCGUCCUCGCCAAGACGGAGCCCAAUUGGAAGGAGCGCCGAAAGUCUUCAGAGUAUGAGCACUUCGAACAGGAUGCCCCGCUGCAGCAUUUGACCCACGAGCAACUGCAGCAGCUGCACGAGGAGGCGGCCGCUGCCUGGGUUCUCGACUGGCAGACGGGCGUCCUCUAUGUGGCCGUCCUCACCUGCCUCAUCUUCUUCUCGGUGGCCGCCUGCAUCCUCAUCCACCACAUGCGCCAGUGGCGACGCAUGGAGCGGCGCUUGGAUCAAGACGUGGAGGAGCUGUCGACGAAGUUGAUGGCCAAGCUGGCGGAGGUGCAGAGCCUGGACGGAGGAACCUUUUUCAUUGGCAACGCUGACGCCUUGCGUGGAUUGCCCGCUGCCGCCGCCUCGCAUGCGGCCUCGGCGGCGCAGUCGGGGAUCUUCCAGCCGCAACAUGUGCUUCUGCCUGAGAAACAUCAGGGUAAGCAUCAGGAGCGACGGAUUCUGAAGACCCUGCAGCCCGGUAAUGUCUACAUCGAGGAGAACAAUGGGGGCAUGAUGGGAAUAGGUGCCAGCUCCAAGGGUUGAUCCGAGAGCACGUACUAUCUGGGGAGUACCAGAGUACCAGAGAACCAGACACCUAACCGGAAACAGGAAACAGGAAUCCGAAAACCGGAAAGAGACCACAGGACACACAAGCAUCGGAGCAAGAGAGAAUAAAUGAGUGUACAGACAGCCGCUUAAUAAAAUGGGAAUCGAACUAUUAUUAUUUUUUCUAUUAUAAUUAUUAAUAUUAAUCUUAUUGUAAUGAUACACCCUUUUUUUUGUCCUAAUAUUUAAUUCAAAUGUUAUGUUGACUUGUUUGUAAUGCGAAGAGGAGCAGGAGCAAGAGCAGGGGGACCCUAUCUGGGCGAAACUUGGCGAAAUGUUUUGUAUAUAGAGGAGUGGAAUGUGGCAUGUGGCAUCAAAUAUAGGUACAUAUAUGAUUAACAAAUUCUACUUAAUGUACAUAUAAAGGCAAUCGAACUCGACGUGCAACGGAGGGGAGCGAUAAUAACGAAUGGGGAAAGGAACGGAACCAAGCAAAUAUCGGGAGCAUAUCCAGUAAAUAUAUAUAAAUAGAUACUAUAUAUGUAAAGUCGUGCAGAUCAGAUCCCAGAUUAACCCAUAUACGAUUAUAGUACAUACGCAUAUCAAAAUAUAACCAACCCCAAGUCUAAUAUCUAACGAGAGCUGCGCUAAAGAAUAUCUAAUAUUUAAUUCGAACAAGCAGAUCGGAGAAGCGGAGAAUCGGUUAUCGAGCUAAAUGUAACGCCUAAUGAUAAUGAUAACGAUAACGAUCAUAGAUAAUAAUGAUAACUAAUGGUAAUCGAAGAAUCGAGAAGUGUAUUAUGAUCUAUUGUAAGUGCUAUCAAUGUACAACAACAACAACAAUAAAAAGUUCUAUGAAUCAA